GAAGUUCUUCGAAGAACGAGGCGGCCGAAGUGAAAUACUACCCAAAGAUUAUCUUCUGGAAUAAAAACUAAGCAUGGAAGAGGAUAAAACAUGUCAAACAGCAGCUGCAGAAGCUGCUGCACCAGAGACGGAUGUCAAAAAGACACCAGCUGCUCCCCAGGCUGCCGCCCGCCUGCCUGAGAUUCGCCUGGUUGUGCUGGGAUGGAGGUGGCCGGGGAAGAGCUUGACAGCCAACACCAUCAUCGGCAAGGAGGAGUUUCGCCUGGAGCGGGCGGCCGAGUUUUGUGUGAAGAGGGAGACGGAGGUGGAUGGGCGGCAGGUGAUMGUGGUGGACACCCCGGGCUGGUUCUCUGCUCAGGAUACGCCCCCCUCGUACAAAGAGGAACUACUCCGAGGACCCUCUCUUUGCCCCCCGGGUCCUCACGCCUUCUUGCUGAUCAUCCCCGUGGGCAUGUUCACCGAGGUGGACCGUGGACGCAUCGAGGAGCACGUCAGUCUCUUUGGCGAGCRGGUUUGGAGGCACACCAUCGUGGUGUUCACCUGGGCGGAGGUCUUGAGGACCAUUUCCAUCGAGAGGUACAUCCGCAGGGAGGGCAAAGAACUGCAGUGGGUGCUGGAGAAAUGCAAGAAACGCUACUUUGUUAUUAACAACUGUGCAUUUGGGGAGAAUCCCCAGGUGGGACGCUUAAUGGAAAAGGUGGAGAAGCUGGUGGCACUGGAGGGUCUAUAUAGUCCAGAAGAGGUGAAGAAACCUCUGGAUGUGAACCAGAACGCAGCUAGAGAUGUGCAGGAUCUGGGGGCCCGACCUAAACAGAACUCUGGACUGGGUUUAUGAAAGGCCCACAGUGAGAGAUGACUUCCUGCUGGUUCUUUUAAAGUAAAGUCCUGACUGCGUUUCURUAAAUGAGAAAUACGUUUUAAACAUCAAAUCAGUUUUUAAUGAUGAAUAUUUCUAUCUUAUCGAUGACACUCCUCGUCGUUUAUAUGUAAAACACACGAACAUCCAGAGAAUUAUCAGCUGGCUCUACACUUCUUUCAGUUUGAAGCUGUUUUUUUUUUCUUUUUUUAAAAAAAUUUUGUAAUAUAAACAAAUUAUAAAAAAAAGUCCAGAUUAAUUUAAAAGUUUUCUUGUCUUCAAGUUACACGACACACACAAAUGUUACGUCACAGACUUUGAUUAAUCAUUUCUGUUUUCAGGGAAAUGUUGUCCUUUCCUUACAAGGUUGAGACACAUUUUCUGAGGUUUUCUUAAGUUAAUAUAUUUUAUAACACACUUUUGUCAUAAUACCACAAAGUAGGACAGCAGUUUUUUAUGCCUCUUCUUAAUGAUCUUUCAUACAACUUCAGGAUAUCCAGCAGAUUUUGACAGAAAGUGGCAAAUUAGUUUCAACUUUGUCACUAUUCAGGGUGUAAAAGAAAUAAUAAAGUAACAGUAGGGUAGCACUUUAUUAAUUUUCCCUUUUAUAUAAUAAUUUAACUGCUUAGUAAAAUUUGCUGUUAAUAGCACAACAACGAUAAAUUCAGGAUGUUUUGUGGAGAUAAAAGGGAGAAAUGGGAAUGAGAAAACUUGAAUUCCUCUAAAUGGAAAAAGUUUUGAACCGAAAAGCUCCAAACUUUAGUUAAUGUUGACAUCAAUGAAAUUCUUUAUAUGCUCAAACACAAAAAGUUUUUUUAUUUCUUCACAUAUCCCUUCCCCCUUUUUAGGGAAGUGAGAUCAUGAGACUUCACACAGAAACCUUUUAGUGUUACUCAUUCUCUGA
Molecule: messenger RNA, 1760 nt
Organism: Austrofundulus limnaeus
Lineage: Eukaryota; Metazoa; Chordata; Actinopteri; Cyprinodontiformes; Rivulidae
Gene: gimapl
Product: GTPase IMAP family member 4
Exons: 2
Coding region: 74-835 (253 amino acids)
Molecular function (GO): GTP binding
Source: RefSeq, a predicted model, not a curated record